Paramisgurnus dabryanus is the source of this 5405-nucleotide messenger RNA. The record is from RefSeq and is a predicted model, not a curated record. Lineage: Eukaryota; Metazoa; Chordata; Actinopteri; Cypriniformes; Cobitidae.
UCUGCGCGCACGACUCUCUCCUCCGCAGUGCACUGCUGGACAGCGCUGAGUGCGGAAUACAGGACAGCAUAGGCGCGCAUCCGCGAGCGAAGGGACGCGCUUCCGUAUAGUCCUGAAGUCCCGACAGCAGUCAUGCACGACACCAGCACCUGCAUGGACCUAAUAUGAACUGUCGGAGGGCUGAUGUGCACUUCAUGACUCACACUUACAGAUAUACAGUUUAAGAAGGAAGGAAAUUAUCAGACAUGGAGACCUUGAUGUGGAUCUUGAUUUGUGGAGCGCUGGGGCUGGUGUUUGGCUCGAAACUAGAGCGAGCUGCAGAAGAAGAGUGUGAAUCUGGGAAGUACACUUUGAGUGGCGAGUGCUGUAUUCAGUGUCCACCAGGAGAGGGAGUGAUCAAAGAGUGUGGGGCCAAACAGACCGAGUGCAGUCAAUGCCUGGACAGUGAGACAUUUUCUGAAGUCUACAGUCACACAGAGGAGUGCCAGGUGUGUAAUGAAUGCACAGGUCUCAUGCGCAUGCAGACCCCAUGCACUGACUCCAACGACGCAGUGUGCGUGUGCAACUACGGCUACUUCAUGGACAGCCUGUCGGGCAAGUGCCAACCCUGCACCGUGUGUCCGAAGGGUCAGGGCGUGAUGAUGCGCUGCGAAUACGAUCACGACACGAUCUGUGAGGAGUGUACAGAUGAAACUUACUCCGAACAAGUCAGCUCACUGGACCCCUGCUUGCCCUGCACCAUUUGCGAAGAGGAGACGGAGACUUUAAUAAGAGAGUGCACACCUACAGCAGAUGCCGUGUGUCAUGAUCCAUACACUCCCACCUAUGUUCCCCCCACCCCUUCCUCAAGUGAGCUGAACCCCUAUUUAACUGAUCUGGAUAUUUUAUGGGGCCCCAGCCCUGGAGGGGACACCACAACACCCAAAACCAGCAACCCUCACUUCAUCGGCAGAGGGCUCAACGAGAACCUGAUCCCCAUCUACUGUUCAAUCCUGGCCGCGGUUGUGGUUGGCCUGCUGGCGUACAUUAUUUUUAAGAGGUGGAACAGCUGCAAGCAAAAUAAACAGGCGGCUAAUAAUCGCGCAGCGACGGCCAAUCAGACGCCAUCUCCAGAGGGAGAGAAGCUGCACAGUGACAGCGGGAUCUCAGUGGACAGCCAGAGUCUGCAGGAGCAGCAGGCACAGACGCAGACACAGGCGCAGGCCCACACACAGCUCCAUGCGGCGGAGCAGAUCGUGGUGCGAGUGGACGGAGGGGUUCAGCCUGACACUCCUCCACCUCAGGCCUAACUGGUGAGGAACAGAAAGUCACGUGACCAAUGAUGAAGGUGGGACGAGAGGUUGGAGUGGAGGAAAUGACAGCAGGAGGAGAAAGGAGGAGCGAAGCCAUAAUGGGUGUUCGGCCAGGGAGGCCAAGACUUUUUUGAACCCAGCACAGACAAUUCUUUGACAGGCCGGGUCAUCUGCACCAAUGGAGAUGUCUUCAACAGUCUGGCCUAAAGUAGCUAGCACUUCAUAAACAUAGCAACCCCAAAGCGAGUUUGCAGUGUAAUGUAUACCGAAGCCCAGUUCAAACCUCAGCAACCACGAACUUGAAUGUUUAAAGUCUACGGGGUUUCGCAAAUGUUUCACCGUGACCCAGUGACACGAACUCUGGAUCUCUUUGGCUUAAGAGAGGAUGUAGAGACGGCCGUCACGAGUUUCACGGAUAUCACGUAAUUUAGCAACUGCACCAUGAUUCCUCCACCCGGGGCCUUUUGCUUGAUUUAAUAAGGAUUUUGUUUUUGCCUUAUCUUUGAAGUAUUAAUAGAUUAUGUCUUUAACAUCAAUGCCUUUUAUUUAAUCAGAACUUUUUCAUUCAGCUCUUUCCAUGUGUGUUUUAAAACUUAGAGAGUGGGCGCGUUAUGCAGUUAGCGCGGAACUGCUGUUUGAAAGCAACUGAUCUCAGGUCAGCGUUUAUGGGCAACAUCUCGCGCCUGUGACAUUUUGCUGACCUUUACUAAAGUAAUGACUCAGAUCUAUACAUAGCUCUGGUUCCUUUUCUCCCUUUCACACUCUCUGCGACAGCCACUUCUUUAUAAAAACACACGCACAUAGCGUGUCAUGUUUCAUGCCUUCCUCUGCUCAUGCUAGUGUAGGUUUCUUUUCGUGAGUGUAGGCUCUUUAAAAAUAAAAUAAAAACAGAGAGAAGAACCGAACUGAGAACUAAAACGCUGACUAACACUGGGAUCAUUACAAAGGAGAACAAAAUACUGAGCUCCACAACCAUUUUCAGACCAUCCAGAGGUAACCGACGUUUGGUAUUCAGGCUGGAAGCGUUAAAGUGUGUGAUCAUUUGUCCUGAAUAGAGAUGGCCAUUAUAAGGAAUUUCCAAAUUCACAUUCCAUUUAACAAUUCUUAUAGUAUUCCUAUUACAUUAGUAUUCCUAUAUACUCAAAAUCACUGAGCCAAUAAUUUUGCCCUAAUGAUCUACUAAACAAAAAUACUAAACAAAAAACAUAUUUUAAUAACAUAUUUUAAUGUUUUUCUUAAAAUUAAAGUACCACUUAUUACUACGAAAUGCUGUUGCAAAUGUGUAUCUUUAAGUACAAAGGCUAUCAUAUAAACUAUGAUUCAGUAAUUAUACUGAUUUAUAAGACCUGACUGGAUAGGAAAUGUUCCUGGGACUCAUUGGCCAAUCAGGAAUAAAUACAGGGCCAAUUCCAGAUGUGGGGCCAAUUAGGAUUCCUCCACUACAUUUUAUAAACCUUUUCCCUCUUAUCAUUCAUUCAUUCAUUGACUCCCACUUUAGUUUGUAAUGAUUCAUUCUCUCUCUUGUUUUUUUGUCACCACGUUUUUUUCUCAGGCUGUUUCUUUGCUAAAUGAUUCAUUCCAUAAAUGCUGAGGAACAGACAUGUGCAUCAGAUGCUGUAAUGUGGUUUGAAUCACACAGCCGUCUCAGCAGUCCAGUGCUGGAAGCACUCAUAUUCAUGUUACAAGAAUGUGAAAGAGAGCCGUUUCACCCCACUGUCCUUGGCCUGGACUAGAUGAAUUACAGGGCAGACCUGUCGCCAAUUCAGCAGAAAAAUAGACACAUAUUAAAUACUUGCAUUAAAGGUGAAGUGUGAUUUCAAUACAGAAGUAUUGUAGCAAUCAACGCAAUUGAAUUACUUUUUUAAAAUAAAUCACGAGAGGUCUAAACAAUGCAAACAUUCGACCCAAAGCCAGAAGUACUAAAAAUAGUUCACUUCUUCCUGUUUUCUUUCCAUCCACUGGGAUAUUACGCUAGUAAAUAGACAUUAGGGAACCAACGUAGAGGGAAUCCACACACACACACAACACCUAAUGGACUGUCUUUCGUUGCAUUCCUAAUGUGCUUACUGCCAGGCUCUGGAAUAAACAUGAGAGGCAUUAGUGAGACAUUCCUGUCAGGCAGCUGGUAAUUACCCCUGAAGGUUUCAGUCUCUCUUCCCCACAGUCGGCUUACUCUCUCGGGGCUCUGUUCUGCUCGGCAUCCCUUCCGUGGAGCUCCUUUCCAUUCUGGGACUGACCGUGCUUUACUGCACUCAGUAAUGCAGUAAUAUUGCUAUCAAUGAUAUAUCUACAGGAAAUCACUGUUUGAUUUGAUUUCAUCAAAUAUUUGAAUUGAAUAAGAAUUUUACAUCUAUAGUUUGAAUAGCCAUCCUAAACUGAUACUGUAGAUAUGUUCUGGAAAUGGCAGAUGGAUUUUAGGUGGUUGGUAGCUGGUUGACAAUGUAGCAUUACCUUAAAGAUGCAGUAGUAAGUUGACCAGCAUGUCACCAACAAAACUUUCCAUCAGGUCCAUUACUUUUGUGGCAGUCACGGACUGAUUUACAAUGGGUUAAUGUAUAGAUCAGUGGAUCUAUACAUUGCUUUUUUGGCAGGAAGGUUGUCGACAUCACGUUUUGUAACGCUUGAGUAGCGUGCAUCUCCCCGACGUAGUGCUUUCUAUUAAAUCACACUGUGCAGAAAAUCGUUGGCUUCUGAAGGUGCUAGCAUGCUAGCGUUUAAUGCGCUUUAUAGGUUCAGAGUUUUCCUCAUGGGGCACUUCACUGAUGUUUUCUCUGAGAUUAGCCUACUUGAGAGAACCUGACAAGAUCAAGAUCAGAUCUCUGUAUCUCGGCAAUCCGGUUGUGUCUAUCCCACGCUUGCAUCUUAAUGCAGAGCAGAUAGGUUAGCAAACAUCAAGUGGUGACAAUAUCGUAGAAAAUCUGAGUGAUUGAUGCUUCUCAGGCACCUGCGUACUGAUAUGAAUUAUAUUCAAAAUAUGGCUAUAUUUUCCUAGAAUGCUAAAUGGAUUGUUUUUCUGAUGUGUUCUGAGAGAUGGAUUGAAAAUACAAGACAUUUAUCACCUGUUUCUAAUAUAACCCAGACGAUUUGUGCUUGGCAUCCAAAGGGCGUCUAAGCAUCAAUCAGCGAGCAUCUAAAACAAUUCAACGAAGGAAAGUAAACAAGUGGAUUGAUUCUUGAUUCAAUUCCCUGGAAUGUGCCAAAGCGUCCAUAAAUAAAAGCCUCUGCCCUUGCAUCAAAAUAUCCACUGAAAUGGUUAUGCAUCUCCACCAAGUGUGUAUCAGAGGAAAGUGAAAGUACCAUUUGCAAUACUAAAACUCUCCACCCGCCUUUAGUAAUUCUUUAUUUUUUAUAAACAGUCGUUUGUAUAAUUUCAAAUAAAUGUAUUCUUUGAAAGCAGUAUUUUAUAGAGACCGCUUACUUUCGUAGCACUUAAAAUAGAUAGCACUCAAUAGUGUCCAUCACCAGAAAGUGCCUGUGGACUAUAUCAGGUAUCUCUGAGCUAUGUUCUGUGUUUAUUGUAUGUGAUAGUUUUCGCCCUUCGUUUUUAUUGUUUUGUUAUGCGAUACAUGUCGAUAAAGAUUACAGUAUGACAGUAUGUCAUUAUCCAGGUAAAAUACAUCCAGGUGAAUUUUAUCUAUUGUCCUGCCUAAAAUAAACAGACACAUACUGUAUAUGAUACACCUGUACUAUAUAAAAAAAAGUUGUAACCCAAAACACAAAAGGUGUCCUAUAAUGUUACUUUUAGUGCUCAUCAGACCAUUCCAUGCAUUCACGUCACAGUGCAAUGUCAUUUAUAAAAUGUUCUGCAUAAUCAUAAAAAGUGGCAAUAUUUCAUAGCGCUGUGUUUCACAAAUAUGUUGAUAUGGAUGACAAGGGAUUGUACAUUAACUGUUAGCUAAAACAGAGAUUAUAUCAUAUGAAGAACCACCACAUGAUGCUUUUGGAAAUCACCCUCCCAUGUUCUCACUAGACCUGACACUUGUGUGUAUGUGAUUCAUGCUGUACAAUGCAUUGUGUACAUUUUACCUGGAGUUGUUAUGACAAACUUAUGUAAACAAGAAAUAAAAGCAUUUAGAAGUCUAUUAAAUAAAACCAAAUACGACUGCUUCAAAA